AUGAAGUGGCUAUCUGUCCUGCCCCAACAGUGUAUUUUGCUGAUGACAUGUGUCUUAAUGGCCUUGGAAGCUGUACCUAUAGACAUAGAUAAGACAAAAGUCAAAGGAGAAGGUCACGUGGAAGGAGAAAAGGUAGAAAAUCCAGAUACAGGACUUUAUUAUGAUGAAUAUCUCAGGCAAGUGAUAGAUGUCUUGGAGACAGAUAAGCAUUUCAGGGAGAAACUCCAGACUGCUGAUAUAGAGGAAAUUAAGAGUGGAAAACUUAGUAGAGAGCUUGAUUUAGUAAGCCACCAUGUGAGAACACGGCUGGAUGAACUAAAAAGACAAGAGGUGGCAAGAUUAAGAAUGUUAAUUAAAGCUAAGAUGGAUUCUCUUCAAGACACUGGCAUAGACCAUCAGGCUCUCCUUAAACAGUUUGAGCACCUGAACCAUCAGAAUCCCGACACCUUUGAACCUAAAGACUUAGAUAUGUUGAUCAGAGCGGCUACAAGUGACCUGGAAAACUAUGAUAAGACCCGCCAUGAGGAGUUUAAGAAAUAUGAGAUGAUGAAAGAACAUGAGAGGAGAGAGUAUUUAAAAACACUGGAUGAAGAAAAGAGGCAGCGAGAAGAAUCCAAAUUUGAGGAGAUGAAGAAAAAACAUGGAGAUCACCCUAAAGUUCACCAUCCUGGAAGCAAAGAUCAACUGAAAGAGGUGUGGGAAGAAGCAGAUGGACUAGAUCCCAACGAGUUUGACCCCAAAACAUUUUUCAAAUUACAUGAUGUCAAUAAUGAUGGUUUCCUGGAUGAGCAAGAAUUAGAAGCCCUAUUUACUAAAGAGCUAGAAAAAGUUUAUGAUCCCAAAAAUGAAGAGGAUGACAUGGUUGAAAUGGAAGAAGAAAGGCUGAGAAUGAGAGAACAUGUAAUGAAUGAGGUUGACGUCAACAAGGACCGGCUAGUGACUUUGGAAGAGUUCCUGCGAGCUACAGAGAAAAAGGAAUUUUUGGAGCCAGAUAGCUGGGAGACACUCGAUCAACAGCAGCUCUUCACUGAAGAUGAGCUGAAGGAAUUUGAAAGUCAUAUUUCUCAUAGAAAGAAGGCAGAAGAUCUUCAGAAGCAGAAGGAAGAGCUACAGAGGCAGCAUGACCAGCUUCAGGCUCAGAAACAAGAGUUUCAGCAGGUUGUAAAACAGAUGGAACAAAAGAAACUACAGCAAGGAAAUCCCCCUGCGGGACCAGCUGGAGAACUGAAAUUCCAACCCCCGGCAGAACACAAAGUCGGAGAUGCGCCAAAACAUCCUCCUGGAGGCGACCAGCCUUUACCACCAGGACACGUCCAAGAACCAGCUGCUAGAACUGAUCAAGUUCACCCUUAACCACUUGUGCCUCAACUUUAUAGCAUCUUUAUUAUCGGGAGGGGGCAGGGAGGGCAGGAAA
Messenger RNA from Apaloderma vittatum (bar-tailed trogon), 1414 nucleotides. Its product is annotated as nucleobindin-2-like. The record is from RefSeq and is a predicted model, not a curated record. Gene Ontology annotation, cellular component: endoplasmic reticulum-Golgi intermediate compartment; extracellular exosome. Gene Ontology annotation, molecular function: calcium ion binding. NCBI's taxonomy places the organism in Eukaryota, Metazoa, Chordata, Aves, Trogoniformes, Trogonidae.